This is a messenger RNA of Daucus carota subsp. sativus, 3708 nucleotides long. RefSeq names its product calmodulin-binding transcription activator 3. Gene Ontology annotation, molecular function: transcription coregulator activity; double-stranded DNA binding; protein binding. The record is from RefSeq and is a predicted model, not a curated record. Gene Ontology annotation, cellular component: nucleus. The transcript is spliced from 13 exons. Gene Ontology annotation, biological process: regulation of transcription by RNA polymerase II. Lineage: Eukaryota; Viridiplantae; Streptophyta; Magnoliopsida; Apiales; Apiaceae. Bases 241 to 3510 code for a protein of 1089 amino acids.
AUGUAUCGUUCUUCUAUAUCGGCGGCCUUUGCUUCUAUCUCUCUUCUCAUUACCUUCUCAGUAAAUUCCCCCUAAACUCACUCCCCCCCUUUUCUAGCCCUAAGUAUCUGUAAUCUGUAAUAAUAAUAAUCUUCACAAAUUCAUUCUCUUUGUUUUCUUAAUUCAACUCUUUCUCUACUCAUUUAUUCGAUUCUACUUCUUGAUUAAGCUCAGAUCGUGUGCUUGUAUGUUUCUAUCUUCAUGGCGGAUAGCCGGCGCUACGGUCUUGCUGCUCAAUUAGAUAUUGAGCAGAUACUCUCAGAAGCUCAGAAUCGAUGGUUACGCCCAGCUGAAAUAUGUGAAAUUCUUCGAAACUAUAACAAGUUCCGUAUUGCUCCUGAGCCAGCACAUAAGCCUCCAAAUGGUUCGCUUUUUCUAUUUGACCGUAAAGUGUUGAGGUACUUUAGAAAAGAUGGCCAUAAUUGGAGGAAGAAAAAAGAUGGGAAGACGGUUAAGGAAGCUCAUGAAAGACUCAAGGCUGGAAGCGUUGAUGUUUUGCAUUGUUACUAUGCUCAUGGAGAAGAUAAUGAAAAUUUUCAGAGGCGCAGCUACUGGUUGCUUGAAGAGGAGCUCUCCAACAUUGUUCUUGUCCACUACCUGGAAGUAAAGGGAAACAGGACACACUACAAUCGUGCUAAGGGAGCUGAGGGAUCAAUUCCCCAUGCUCUAAAAGAAGAAAGUAUGCCAAACUCUGAUGCUGACAGCUCUCUGUCUUCAAAGUUCCAGCAAUAUGGUUACAAUGUGCCCUCACAAACUACGGACACAACCAGCCUGAACAGCACUCAAGCUUCAGAUUAUGCAGAUGCUGAGUCAGCAUACAGUCGCCGAUCAAGUUCUGGACUCCAGUCAUUUCAUGAGUUACAACACUCUGAGGCAGAAAAUAUGGAUGAUGCACACUCUGUUCCUUAUUAUCCAGAUUUUUCAAAUGAUUACCAAGGGAAAUUUCAAGCUAUUCCAGAGAUGGAUUUUGUCUCACUUGCUCAGGCAGAUAAAAUAAAUGACAAUAUUGGAGCUCAAUUAACAUAUAAUCCCCAGGCAUUCCUUGACUUCCCUCCUUGGGAGAAUGACUUUGGAAAAAGUACUGCCCAUGUGCCCUUUCAACCCUCCCAUUCUUCGAGCCAGUCUACCAUCAAUAUAAUUCCCGGGCAGGGGAAUGAGAUUCUAGUUCAAGUUUCUGGAGAUGCUUCUGAUAAAACUCCAGAGUUUGGAAACCAUUCACAUACCCAAGGAGAGUGGCAGUUACCCAAAUGUUCUACGGACCAAAAGUUGCAAUUACCCUCAAAUUAUGAUCAGAAUUCUGGGCUUUACGAAGGGCAAGUUGGUUCCUUCAAUUUAUUUAAUUCAUUGGAGUCUCAACAUCUUGAUGUGCAGAAUGGACAGCUUGCAGUUGCAGAACUAGGAAACUCCAUGAAAACAGGGUGGGACAAUAGUUCCACUGUGGAUGGAAAAACCAAUUACUCAGCUUUGAAGCCGCCAUUUCUAGGAGGGAUUAUGAAGGAUGGCCUAAAGAAACUAGAUAGCUUUGAUCGGUGGAUGACUAAGGAACUUGGAGAUGUAAAUGAGCCACAAAUUCAAUCCAGCUCUGGGACCUACUGGGAGGCAGUUGGAAGCGAAGUUGGAGUUGUUAAUUCCAACAUUUCCUCUCAAGUGGAGUUAGACCCCUAUAUAAUGAGCCCCUCUCUUUCCCAGGACCAGCUUUUUAGCAUUGUUGACUUCUCACCAAACUGCGCUUAUUCUGGGACAGAAGUCAAGGUGCUCAUCACCGGAAAGUUCUUAAAAAGUCAUCAGGACAACGUGAACUGUAAAUGGGCAUGCAUGUUUGGGGAAAUUGAAGUGCCUGCUGAGGUUGUAGCAGAUGGUGUUCUUCGUUGCCACACACCCAAUCAUGAGGCUGGAAGAGUUCCUUUCUAUGUAACAUGUGCCAAUAGGCUGGCAUGCAGUGAAAUACGAGAAUUUGAAUUUCAGGUUUAUAAUAUAAGGGAUGUGGAUGUCACUACUACUGGUAGCGAUGACUCAAGUGAAGCUCUUCUUAAAAUGCGAUUUGGAAAACUGCUAUCUGGGGGAUCGGCUAGCUCUUAUAAUUCAGUACCGGAUGAUAACCUGGACAUGAUCAAUAAACUGAGCUCAUUAAUUAAGGAUGAUAACGAGUGGGAACAAAUAUUCAUGCUUACUAAUGCGGAAGAAUUCUCCACCGAGACGGUAUCAGAUCAAUUUCUACAGAAACUACUGAAGGACAAAUUGCAUGCAUGGCUCCUUCAGAAAGUAGCUGAGGGUGGAAAAGGCCCCAGUGUAGUGGAUGAGGGUGGUCAAGGUGUGCUUCACUUUGCAGCUGCUCUUGGUUAUGAUUGGGCUAUACCGCCCACUGUAGCAGCAGGUGUUAGUAUCAAUUUCCGAGAUGUGAACGGUUGGACUGCACUUCACUGGGCAGCAUCUUAUGGCAGGGAGCGGACAGUGGGUUUCCUCAUCUCUCAAGGGGCAGGUCCUGGGCUGUUGACUGAUCCUACACCCAAAUACCCGAGAGGCAGGACUCCAGCAGACCUUGCUUCGGAUAAUGGACACAAAGGAAUUGCAGGUUAUGUUGCUGAACUUGCAUUGAGAUCCCAUCUCGAAUCACUACACUUGAAGGAUCCAAAUGGUGUUGCUCGAGAUAUUCCUGGUCUAAAGGCUGCACAGGAAAUUGCAGAGAGGACCUCUACUCCGACCAGUGAUGGGGACUUUCAGCAAGGGCAGUCAAUGAAGGAUUCAUUAGCUGCUGUCUGUAAUGCUACUCAAGCUGCUGCUCGCAUUCACCAAGUCUACAGGAUAGAGUCAUUCCAUAAGAAGCAGCUAAAAGAAUAUGAUGCAAGUCAGUUUGGUAUGUCGGAUGAGCAUGCUCUUUCACUUCUUGCUGUCAAGACAAACAGGGCAGGACGUCAUGAUGAGCCGGUGCAUGCCGCUGCUACGCGAAUACAGAAUAAGUUCCGUAGUUACAAAGGCAGAAAGGACUUCUUGGUAUUACGCCAGCGAGUUGUUAAAAUACAGGCUCAUGUGAGAGGACACCAGGUGAGGAAGAAUUAUAAAAAGAUUAUCUGGUCUGUGGGAAUACUGGACAAGGUAAUUUUGCGCUGGAGAAGGAAAGGAAGAGGUUUAAGUAGUUUCAAGACAGAGGCACAUACUGAAAACUCCACCAUGCCAGGGACAUCUUCAAAAGAAGAUGACUAUGAUUUCUUGAAGGAAGGAAGAAAACAAACAGAGGAGAGGUUGCAAAAGGCUCUUGCUAGAGUGAAGUCCAUGGUUCAGUAUCCUGAGGCUAGAGAUCAGUAUCAUAGGCUGCUGAAUGUUGUUUCAGAUAUUCAAGAAGCAAAGGCCAUAAGUGAACGGGCAAUGAACAUUUCAGAGGUAGCCACAGUAGAAGCAGAAUAUUUUGAUGAUGAUCUAGUCGAUCUUGAAGCAUUAUUGGGUGAUGACUCAUUCAUGUCGACAGAAGCCUGACUUAGUUGCAUUUCUUGUAAAAUAUUGAUCCCUGCCCAGCUCAAGGAGUGACUAGUAUGUAUGACAAUAUAUGUUAGGUUAUAAUUGGAAUCCAUCUGUAAAUUUCAAAUACCUGGAUUAAAUUUGUAGGAAUAAUUUAUAAGAGAUGAUGGUGGGAUUGUAAAAUCUAUGCAGAUUGUGAGCAUUUGUAUUUUGGUC